Molecule: messenger RNA, 306 nt
Organism: Penicillium paradoxum
Lineage: Eukaryota; Fungi; Ascomycota; Eurotiomycetes; Eurotiales; Aspergillaceae
Exons: 2
Coding region: 1-306 (101 amino acids)
Source: RefSeq, a predicted model, not a curated record
AUGACCCAGCCAAAAGAGCUCAAGAUUCAUCCUCAACCCAGUGGGAUGCAUAUGACUGAACUCCACUACAAGACCCUCGAGCAUUCUGACCGAUUCUAUCACAACGACCUUCUGCUCACGUCGACAUUUCAAUCCAACUUCCACCUCGAAAACGAGAUCCCCUCCCGUCAUUGCAUCCCCCCGCCCAGUCCAGCGUGGAAACCCAUCGACAUGCUGCGGUACUCCGACCCGUGCCUCGCCAGACUCCAUCGCUUGACAACGCCGAGAACCAACGUCCCCGACACCAAUGGCUGGACUGCGGAAUAA